UCUCUCACAUUAACAUCAUGCUAAUUUCUCACAUUAACAUCACGCUAAUUUCUCACAUUAACAUCACGCUAAUUUCUCACAUUAACAUGCUAAUUUCUCACAUGAACAUCACACUAAUUUCUCACAUUAACAUCACGCCAAUUUCUCACAUUAACAUGCAAAUUUCUCACUUGAACAUCGUGAUAAUUUCUCACAUUAACAUGCUAAUUUCUCACGUUAAAUAAUGCACAUUUCGCACAUUAACAUGCUCAUUUCUCACAUUUGCAUGCUAAUUUCUCACAUUAACAUCACGCUAAUUUCUGACAUUAACAUGCUAAUUUCUCACGUGAACAUCAUGAUAAUUUUUCACACAAACAUGCAAAUUUCUCACGUUAAUGAAAAUUUCUCACGUUAAUGAAAAUUUCUCACAUCAAAAUGCUAAUUUCUCACAUUAACAUCAUGCUAAUAUCUCACAUUAACAUGCUAACUUCUCAAUUAACAUGCUAAUUUCUCACAUUAACAUGCUAAUUUCUCACGUUAAAUAAUGCAAAUUUCGCACAUUAACAUGCUAAUUUCUCACAUUUGCAUGCUAUUUUCUCACAGUAACAUCAUGCUAAUUUCUCACAUAAACAUGCUAAUUUAUCACGUUAAAAUCAUGCUAAUGUCUCACAUUAACAUGCUAACUUCUCACAUUAACCUGCUAAUUUCUCAUAUAAACAUGAAUUCCUGCAGUCACGAAAGCUUUAAGUCAAGAUUUAUAUACUACAUACUACACACUGCACCACACUACUAUACACUAUGCUAUACACUACUCUAUACACUACUAUACACUACACUACUAUACACUAGACACUACUAAACACUACACUACUAUACACUACGCUAUACACUACACUAUACACUACUAUACACUACACUACUAUACACUAGACACUACUAAACACUACACUACUAUACACUAUGCUAUACACUACUCUAUACACUACUAUACACUACACUACUAUACACUAGACACUACUAAACACUACACUACUAUACACUACACUAUACACUAUACUAUACACUACUAUACACUACACUAUACACUACACUAUUAUACACUACACUACUAAACACUACGCUAUACACUACACUAUACACUACUAUAUGCUAGACACUACUAUACCCUUCGCUAUACACUACACUAUACACUACUAUACACUACACUACUAAAAACAAUCUGUCCAUGUCACGCAACCCUCAGGGGCUUGCGUGCACCACAGGUUAAGAAGAAUAAGAAGAGCCACCCGUUGUCGCCUGGAACGCCACCACACGGAGCCGGAGAUCUCACCAAAACCCAGCCGAUCGCACCACGCGGAGCCGGAGAUGUCACCGGCACCCGGCUAAGGAGACCACGUGAAGACGGAGAUCUCACCAGAACUCAGCUGACGCAUCACGCGGAGCCGGAGAUCUCACCAGAACCCAGCCCACGGCUUAGCGACCAACGCGGCACACCUUCCGUUGAGCCGCAGUUGGCUCCGUACGGCGCGAAAGACAGAGGUUCAACUCUACGCGCGUUAACAUCGCAGCUCGCCACAAGCCAAGGAAGCUGCCACAGCUGUCCACGGCUGUCCACGGCUGUCCACGGCUGUCAACAGGCCUUGCCGCCCCCACGCUCGCGCCCCCAAAGAAACUUUCAAGACGUCUCCUGCCCCCCGUUAAACCUCGACCGCGGCUGGCGAGUGCGAGCGAGUUGCCGUGCGGGCGAGCGGGCGAGUCGAUUUGUGAACAUUUUGUGAGCGGGUGAAUGGGUCGGGCGAGCGAGCGACUGAGGAAGUUAGCGAGUGCGUGAGCAGGUGAGUGAGCGACCAAGUGGGAGUUCACGAGCGAGCAAAUCGAGAGAGUGCGUGAGAGAGCAUGCGAAUGAAUGAGUUGUCGACUGAGCGAACGAGCGAGUGUGUAUGAGAGUGAGCAAGUGAGCGAGUGAGCAAUCGAGCGAGUGUGUGAGUGUGCGAGCGAACAAACGACUGAGCGAGCGAGCGAGGAGCUCCAUCACCACCGGUGAGGUCUUGCGUCCCGGCGGGAACCGUGGUUGUUCGCGAUGCCGCGCCGUGCCGCGUGGGCCGGGCUGCAGCUGCUGCUGCUGGUGGCGGCCGUGCCGCUGCAGACGCUCAUCGUGCAGUGGAGCGGCAACAACGCCUUCCAGAGGCUGCACGCCAUGCGCUGGCUCACGGAGGAGUUGGGGGGGCUGCAGCAGCGACUGCUGAGACCGGUGCCGUGGCUGUCGUGGGCACGCGGCUUGGUGCGGCACGCGCGCACGGCGCUGGGUGAGGAGGAAGAGGAGGAUGCGAUGGGGGAGUGCGCUGCCUUGGAAGUUCUUCGGCUGGAGGAGAUAGACGGACACUUUGCCACCUCGGUGUCGGUGCGCUCCCCGCGCCCCCCCCGCGUCUCGUUCCGCGUGGGCCAGGUGGUCCGGCACCGGCACGCCGGCUUCACCGGCGUCAUCAUUGGCUGGGACGCGCGCACACACGCACCCCACGACUGGAUGCAGCGCUCACACCGCGGGAAGGCGAGUCUCCGCGAGGCCCCCCACUACCGCGUGCUCGUGUCGGGGAGGAACGCCGUCACCUACGUGCCGCAGGACGACAUCGCCGUCCUCAACGGGGUGCAGGUCACCCACGAGGAGCUGGCCGUCUACUUCCGGGCGUUCGACGGCGCGCAGUACGUCGCGAGGCCCUGGCUGCGCGAGCUCUACCCCCACGACUGAUGGCGGCGGUGACGACGACCGAGACGACGGCGGUGACACCAAACACCGUUGCCGUGGCGCGGUGAACCUGCAGCGGACCGGAGUUGCGUGCAGACACAUGGGAUUUGUCCGUCGUGCUGGAUAGAUGUUAACUACCUCGCCCGGUAUGCAGGUGGUCGUGGGUUCCAUCCCGACCCCGACUCCUGCUGUAUAUUUUGAGUUUGCGUCUCUCUCUCUCUCACCGUGGUGGCCUGGAUUUGUUUUCUCCGGGUGCUGUGCUCCGGUUAUUCUCUCCGCAUUUAGAAUCGACCGACGUCACGCGUUGUAGAGCUUUGGGCUGUCAGUUCCCAACGUGACGACGACGAUGACGAAGCCGCCAACUUCUUUGAGCCAUCAUUUGUGGUGGCCAGGUCGCUUUGCGAACAAGAGCCUUACAGUGGCGUGCGCUCUCCACACGCGAGGUGGGGGGGGUCACGACGCUGGCGGAUGCAGAAAUAAUACCGGUGCGGAAAAAUGGGGUUCACGUUCCUGGUACGAGUGAACAUUGGGGUGGGAAUAAUGGGAAAUGUUUAAUAGCAAUGGAUUCCAAUAAAUAAUACAUUGUAAAGAA
This is a messenger RNA of Lethenteron reissneri (Far Eastern brook lamprey), 3314 nucleotides long. RefSeq names its product F-box only protein 21-like. NCBI's taxonomy places the organism in Eukaryota, Metazoa, Chordata, Hyperoartia, Petromyzontiformes, Petromyzontidae. Gene Ontology annotation, molecular function: DNA binding. The record is from RefSeq and is a predicted model, not a curated record.